Messenger RNA from Vicia villosa (hairy vetch), 2250 nucleotides. RefSeq lists its product as uncharacterized. Lineage: Eukaryota; Viridiplantae; Streptophyta; Magnoliopsida; Fabales; Fabaceae. Gene Ontology annotation, cellular component: membrane. Gene Ontology annotation, molecular function: transmembrane transporter activity. The record is from RefSeq and is a predicted model, not a curated record. Gene Ontology annotation, biological process: transmembrane transport. The coding region runs from base 391 to 2088 and encodes 565 amino acids. The transcript has 3 exons.
AAAUACUCCGUCAUGACAAACUCUCGAUCCGACUGUACUCUUCCAAACCAUUGAAUUCACACACAAAAUUGCUGUCAUUCACUUUGAUUCAGUGUCUAACAAAACUAGCACCACCUUUGUCUGCCCAACCAGAUUCAUACACAAAUUCGCUGUCAUUUCUCAUCAUCGAUCUCCAAACUCCCACAAAACCAUUUUCUUUUCAAAAAAAUUCACUGGAAGAUUCUCCUCUCUAUCAUUUUUUUAUUACCCACCCAACCCAGCCACUCUGGAUUGAAAUAUUUUUAGUCCAAAUCCAACCACCAAAACCCAUCACUCAGCCAGCAACCAUUCAAACAUUCAAACAACUCUAAAACAUCAAACUCUUGUUCUCUCUCACCUAAGACAACAACCAUGGAUGAUCCCAACAACAAAGGUAAUAAUAAUAAUAAUAAUAAUAAUAAUAAUAAUAAUUCAUCUCUUCACGACUCUUCACCUUCUUCAUCUUUCUUAUCACAACCUUUCUUACCCAAAACCCCAAUUUCAACAUACCCAUCAUUAGAAAACCAUGAUUCCCAACAAGAAUCUGACUCCAAUCAACAGUAUCUUCACAUCUCAUACAAUCACGGUCCUCGUUCCUUCAAAGACCUUCCUUUUCUUAUCCUCUUCCUCAUCUUCGUUCUCUCCACUUUCGCUUUCGGAAUCUUCUCAAUCGUCCAUAGAAACAACUUCUCAGCAAUCUCUUCUUAUACCUAUGAUUCUAACACCACCUCAUGCAGUAUCAUCAACCCUUCCCUUUCAGUUUCAGUUUCAUCAACCUCUUCCACCAGUUUUCGCUCUUCGUCUUCGCCUUUUGUGAAGGAUUUAACAUGGACGCUUGUUAUCACUUUUGUUAUAAGCCUACCCAUGUGCUGGUCGCUUCUUCUUUUGCUCAAGCAUUACACCAAACACCUUGUCUACGCUUCGAUUCCGUUCUUUAUUGUCAUCCCGAUUUUCCUUAAUGUUUACUGGUUUGUUGCUUGCGCUAUCAAAAGCUCUUGUAGUGAUGCUUUUCCUCUGGUGUAUAGAAUUUUGGUGUUGGGUUUUGUUUUUUUGGUGAUUGGUGUGAUUGUGUGGAUCCUUGUUGUGAAUUGGCACCGUGUGGAGCUUACUGUGAGUAUAAUUGGGGUUGCCUCUGAUGCGCUUUCUUGGAACAUGGGUUUGUUUGGGGUGCUUCCUUGUUUGACAAUUGGGCUUUUUGUGUAUUAUGUGCCUAUUGUGGUGUUUUUGGUGUUUGCUAAGUAUAAUGGUGAGGUUGUGCCUAAGAAAUUGCGUAGUGGAUAUGGUUGUGUUUGGAAGGAGGAUUCUUGGGUGCCGGCUUAUUUUGCAUUGGCGAUACUUACUAUGUUGUGGUCAGCAGCAGCUAUGCUUGAAGCUCAGGUUUAUGUCAUUAGUGGGACUAUUGCUCGGUGGUAUUUCUCCAAGGAUUUGGAGGUUCCUACAAAGAGCAUUAGAACUUCACUCAGAAAUGCUUUUGGUCCUUCCUCUGGAACAGUAUGUUUGUCGGGAUUGCUUAUCUUUGUUGUUCGAGUGGUGCGCUCUGUGGUUGAUAAUGCAAGACAAGAAGGGACUCCUGGGCUAGUGAACAUUGUUUUAAGGUGCUGUGUAAAUGCCUUACUGACAGCUGUCGAUUUUCUCAAUAAGUUUACCAUCAACUUUGCUGCAAUAACCGGUGAAGCUUACUGCUCAUCAGCAAGGAUGACAUAUGAACUUCUUAGACGUAACCUUCUCUCUGCUGUUUUUGUGGAGACCAUAUCAUCCCGCCUCCUGGUUGGAAUUGUUUUUGUCCUAUCAGCAAUAUACACAAUUGUGGCCUGUGUUAUCUUAAAAGCUGCAACCAAUCUCGAGUCUGAUGCAUAUUUUGUGGCAGCGGCAGCAUGGCUUCUACUGAUAAUAGUCCUGGGUUUCCUGGUGCAUGUGCUCGACAUUGUAAUCGAUACAAUAUAUGUCUGCUACGCAAUAGACAGAGACAGAGGAGAGGUUUGUAAACAAGACGUUCACGAGGUUUACGUUCACUUACCCAUAAGUAGAAGUAUGAGACAAUCUAACAUUACAAGAACUCUAGGUGUAUAAAUAAUUCCUAGGAUUCAAAUUUUGAAUCCUUGGAUUGCUAUUUUGUGGACAAUGUGGAGUUAGAAUUGUCUGUAAACUUGUUGUGCAUACACUUUUGAAUGUUUCUUCUAUAAUUUUUUUUAACAGUUUUCACAUAGGGUAAAUUUUUUAGUUACUUUGGAA